Messenger RNA from Quercus lobata, 602 nucleotides. RefSeq lists its product as uncharacterized. The transcript has a single exon. The coding region runs from base 77 to 538 and encodes 153 amino acids. NCBI's taxonomy places the organism in Eukaryota, Viridiplantae, Streptophyta, Magnoliopsida, Fagales, Fagaceae. The record is from RefSeq and is a predicted model, not a curated record.
UAUUAAACCCAUUUCUUGUUUUUUUAAGGCUUCUCUAGUUUCUCAUAAAUCUAUCUCGCAAAACACACACACAAACAUGGCAGCCCUUUACGAAAAACCAUUAAAGGAGAAUGAAGAAGGAGAAGCUAUGUAUGACUAUGAUGAAGAUUCUGCUUCUGGGUCAGGGUGGUGUUGUUUUCGGCUUUUGGGGUUCAGACCACAGAGAAAAAGAAAUGACAACGAAAGCAAAUAUCUUUUGCAGCAAAAGGGAGAGCUCAGGGAAUCAUGGUGGAAGAAUAAACUGAAUAUGGUUAAGCAGGUAACAGAAGUAUCGGCCGGGCCCAAGUGGAAGACUUUUGUGAGAAAGUUCAGCGGAUUUGGGAUUAACAAGAACAAGAAAGAUAGGAACAAGUUUCAGUAUGAUCCACAGAGUUAUGCUCUUAAUUUUGAUGGUGGUUUUGAUAGUGAGGAAGAUGACCUGGUCCUUGGUUUUUCGCAGAGGUUUGCUGCUCCUAUUCAUAAUCACGAAGAACAGCGGAGAAUUGGAUCAGGGAGGUGAUGGUUUUGUUUGUAUAAAAUUUUUUGAUGAUUCACAUCUCUUUGUACUGUUUUUUUUUUUUUUU